Messenger RNA from Bradysia coprophila, 6069 nucleotides. RefSeq names its product Meis homeobox homothorax (gene hth). NCBI's taxonomy places the organism in Eukaryota, Metazoa, Arthropoda, Insecta, Diptera, Sciaridae. Gene Ontology annotation, biological process: regulation of DNA-templated transcription. The record is from RefSeq and is a predicted model, not a curated record. Gene Ontology annotation, molecular function: DNA binding.
CGAUCAGUCAUUCCUGUUACUUGCCCCAGCUAGACGAUUCACAUUGAUUGACAAGGCAGUAUGUAUUUGCCUUCGAAACGCGUAUGACGUGUGUGCGACGUCGCUCCGUUACCAACAACAACAAAAGUUAUACAGUAUCAGUCAUUUUCGACUUCAUUGCUGCUGCACUUUUUUAUAGUUUUUCGUGUUGUGUUCGAGAGUAAGCAUACAGCUCCUCGUAAAUCAUAAUAAAAAAAAAUUAUAUAUUUCGGUCAGAUUAUUAAUAUCAUUUGGAUAGUAAAACCAAUUGAUAACGGUGUGUAUGCGGGAAAACAUAUCGCAAAAGAUUUUGUGAAUAAAAUGUAUCGUAUUACAAAUAUUAUUUCAAAAUAGCGCGCCAAAUCGUGCCAGCAAUAAAUUAUCUGUUUUGUCAUUUAUUAGUCUGCUUAUGUCGGUGCGGCCCGUGGUUCCGUGUUCGUGUGCAUUUUUGAAUAUUGUGCUUUAUUUUGAACAUUUGGAAUUUUUGCACAAUUUGAUAAAAUAGACAGUAUACCCGAGAAAAAUAAAAAGAUUUUGUUUUUAUAUAUUUUUCUUCACCGGCAUAGCAGAAAGCUAUAUUUCUUUAUAAAGUAAAAUUUCGAAAAUGUGCAGUUGUCGUCGCGUUACGGUAUUAUAAUUAAACGAUUCAUUUAAAUACAACAAAAAAAACAGCGUCGCGUCGUGAUUAGUAAAACGUUCAACGGGAAACUUCGCAAAUGUAUAACAAAUGUGAUUUUGCUCAAGUAACUAGUGAUUAAAUUAAAUACAAGAGAUAUACGAAAAGUAAAAUAAAUUUUGGUGAUCCUAACAAAAAAAAUGAUAAUAUAAGAGAAAAGAGAAAAAUAAUUAUUGAUGAUAUUUGUGACUUGUGAGAAUAUACUGCAAAAUAUCAUUAAUUUAGUGACACAAUUUUUAUAACAAAAAAAAAGCGAGAGAAAUUAUUCAUAACAUCGAUUAGUGAUGUUCCAAUAUACUGCAACCACAUAACUGAAAACAAAAAAUAAGUCAAUUCGUUGCGGACAUAUGUCAAUGUUAUUUUAUAUGUUUCUAUUACACAGUUAAAAGAAAGCAAAAGGAAAAAAAAACAGUGAAUUUGAAAUUUUUCUCAUACAAACAAGAAAAUAUUUCAAAUAUAUUCCAUCGGUGUUUCAAUCCAACACCGGUUACAUAAUUUGUUUCUUGUGUGAGUAAUCACAGGGUGGAAAGUGGCACAACUCGAGUUUGAAGCCGCUCCCAGAGCAUUGAUGGCUCAACCUAGGUAUGACGAUGGCCUGCACGGCUAUAUGAAUUCGGGUGCAGCGGCAGCAAUGUAUGAUCCACAUGCUGGACAUAGGCCACCCGCUUUACAGGGCCUGCCGUCACACCAUUCACCUCACAUGAGCCAUGCUUCUGCUGCGGCGGUCGGUAUGCAUGGAUAUCAUUCUGGACAUGGUACACCUAGUCAUGUGUCCCCCGUAUCAAAUCAUGUUAUGGGGACAUUACCAGAAGUACAUAAACGUGAUAAGGAUGCGAUUUAUAGUCAUCCGCUGUUUCCCCUAUUGGCAUUAGUAUUUGAAAAAUGUGAAUUAGCAACAUGUACACCUAGAGACCAAAAUUUGCAAGGUGCUGAUGUUUGUUCAUCAGAAUCCUUUAAUGAAGAUAUAGCAGCUUUUAGUAAACAGAUUCGGUCUGAACAGCCGUAUUAUUCAGCAGAUCCCGAAGUAGAUUCACUUAUGGUACAAGCGAUUCAAGUACUUCGGUUUCACCUCUUAGAAUUAGAAAAGGUUCACGAACUAUGUGAUAACUUCUGUCAUCGUUAUAUAACAUGUCUUAAGGGUAAAAUGCCAAUAGAUUUAGUGAUUGACGAACGGGACACCACCAAACCACCAGAACUAUCAAGUUCUGCAAAUGGUGAAGGCCGAAGUAAUGCCGAUUCAACAUCACACACCGAUGGAGCUAGUACACCAGACGUUCGGCCUCCUAGUUCAUCGCUUUCGUAUGGUGGUGCAAUGAAUGAUGAUGCACGAUCGCCGGGUAGUGGGAGUACGCCAGGACCAUUAUCACAACAACCUCCAUCAGGCUUAGAUACAUCAGAUCCAGAUGGUCGAUGGUGUCGAAGAGAAUGGUCAUCACCUGCUGACACAAGAAACGCUGAUGCAACAAGGCGAUUAUAUUCCUCUGUCUUCCUCGGUAGUCCUGGUGACGCAAGUAAUGCUAGCAUAGGUAGUGGAGAAGGUACGGGUGAAGAAGAUGACGACGCGAAUGGCAAAAAGAACCAAAAGAAACGUGGCAUAUUUCCUAAAGUUGCAACAAAUAUCCUCAGAGCGUGGCUGUUUCAACAUUUAACGCAUCCGUAUCCCUCCGAAGAUCAGAAAAAACAAUUAGCACAAGACACAGGAUUAACGAUACUACAAGUAAAUAACUGGUUUAUCAAUGCUAGACGUAGAAUUGUACAACCGAUGAUAGAUCAAUCAAACAGAGCUGUAUUUACACCUCAUGCAGGUCCAUCAGCUGCAUACGGUCCAGAAGCAAUGGGUUAUAUGAUGGAUGGCCAAGCGCAUAUGAUGCAGCGACCACCUGGUGAUCCUGGUUUUCAUCAAGGUUAUGCACACUACCCUCCCGAAUAUUAUGGACAUCAUUUGUAAUUAAUAGCAUAAUUGUUGUAAUCGAGGUACCAGCAUACAAACCAGUGAUAGUAUCAUUUAGACUCAUUAUGUUACCAACAUCAUUUCUGACCUGCAAUUAAACUACUUAUUAAUAUGCACUUUAUAAAUGUCAUAAUCCAAGAGUGUCGGUGAAUUCUUACUUAAAAUACUUAAAAGAAAAACAAACAAGGAAUCACACCGCAUAUAUCUUGUAUCGGUCCUAUUAAUACUAUCAUCCAAACCAUCAAAGCUACUUAGAUAUUAAACAGUUAAAAAUAAAAAUUUAAAAGCAAAAUAAAUAGUAAAAAAGAGAGAGGAAAAAAAUGAGAAUAAAAACGGGAAUCAUCAUAAACCAGUGAAGAGAACAACGAUUUUUUUUUAAAUGAAAUUAAUUAAACGGCGGGAGGAGAAACGAAAGAAAAUAAUUUGAAAAGUUUCAACUGUAGAAUCAAUGAUGAGAUUGGCAUAUUAAAAAAAAGGAAAUUAUUGAGGACAAUGGGUAAAUAUGUGAUUUAUAUUUGUACAAAAGUGGAUUUAAAGCAACAACAACAACAAAAAAUGUAAAGUGUUAAGCGAAAUGUUACAUAACAACGGUGUAUGACGAUGAGGUACAAAAUGAAUAUAACAACUUAAUGGAAAUGAUACGAUAAUUUUCAUCGGGGAAAAUAAAAGUAAAAUAAUAAAUAAUAAAAAACGAGGAAAAAAUAAUGGAAAAACGCAGAAAAAAAUAUUUAAUUAAUUGAAAUACAAUAAAUAAUUUUUAAAUAAAAUGAAAUUAAUUUAAUAAGAAAAUUGAAUAAGCAAGAAAAACACAAAAAAUCAAUUUAAUAAUUAAUUUAUAUAGAAAUGAAACAGCAACAACAAGAAAAAUCAACUAAUGUAAUUAUUGAGAUACGGACUCUAUUAUCAAUAUAAAAACAAACAAAAAAAACGUACACACAGAAGGAUGUAUAAUAAUACAAAAAGAAAAUUAUAAAAAUUAUGUUUUAUUAAUAAAAGAAAAUAUGGAUAAUGAAUUAAGCAAGAGAUAAAAGAAAAACUAAAAUUACAGUGGUGUGUUUUAUAAAUAAAAUAAAAUGAAUUUGAAAUUAAAAAAGAAAAGGAAAAAUAUUAACCAUACCAGUGAAAACUACACAGGACAUUUAAAAAAAAAUAAAAAACAAAAAAAAAAUUAAAAAAAUGACAGAGUGGUGUCAAUCAUACGCGGAUGUACAGGAAAAAUCUUCUCAACAAGAACAACAUUAGGCAGCCGAUUUUAAUUAGCAGUGCAGCAUUGUGGCUCCGGAUAAAUACCGAGAGUAUCAACACGAAUAAACAAACAAACAGAUAAAGAAAAAUUAUAAAUAAAGAACAAUUUAUAAAAUUAUAUUAAUUAAAACAAAAGAAAAGAAGUAAAAAAUGGAAUGAAAAAAAAACCAGUAAAUUUAGAUGAAAAUUCAAAUUUGUAAAAAAAAUAAUGUGCUAAGCUAUAUAAGGCAAUACCGACUGACCGGAUCUGUCAAAACUAUUAAGUAAUUUUUCUAGGUUAUGUUUAUUAAUAUUUAAUAACUAAAUAUUAUUAUUAUUGUGUAUUAUAUAAUUAAUUAAAUUAGAACAAAACAAACAAAAAAAAAUGAAGAAAAAAAGAGAGAGAAAAACAAAAACAUCCAAAAUCAAUGCAAUGGAAACAGACGAAUGUGUAUAUCGUUUUAUUUGAUGUUUCUCGUAAUGUUGCAAAAUAAACGGAUGUAGCACGGGAUUGCCACCAUUUUUUGUUUUUUGUUUUUAUGUGCUGCAAUUAUUUUUUGUGAUUAUUUUAUCAUGGAAUACUGUUACAAUUGACGCAUUCAUUUCGCUACGACUUGGGUCUCUUUUCAUUUACUUUAGCUUCGAUUUUCCUAUCUAUUGCAGUGUCUUUUCACGACGAUAUCAUCAUUAAAAACACCCUGAAUCAAUAUAUGUCGCUCGUAAUAAGACCCGUAAAAACGGUUCAAAAGUACUAAAAGUUAAAUAAGAUUUCUUCGAUAGUAAAAAUGAAUCAAUUCCUCGAUUCAGACUGCUUUGUUCGACGUUUUGUAACAAUUUGUUGCUUCCACUGCCCAUUUUAUUCGCAAAACACACCACCAGGAUAGUGGGUGUUUAAAAGGCGCUCUCUUGUUAUUUCAUAUUGUUGAAGAAUUGUGAAAAAUUCCAUGAUAAAAUAUUUAGAAUUCAAUUCCAGCAAAAUAUAAAAAUAUUUAAGGAAAAAAGAAAGUUUAAAAAAAUGAAUAAUUAUUGCAACGUCCGCUUAUUUUGGUAUGUUAGUUCAAUAGAAUUAUUCAAACGCGAUAUUACUUGUUUUCUAUUGUAAAUCGGAGGAGAUUCUAUCGAUGACGAAAAAAAAAUGAAAAUUAAAAAAAAAAUUGAACUCUUGUGUACAAGAAAUUAUGAAAGAAAAAAAUCGAUGUGGAGCUACAUACGUUCCGUUUAAUUCAAGGAAGAUCUUUACUUUCGAUAAAAAUUAAUCCAAGGCCACAUCAAAUUGUGUAAAAAAAAAUCAAGUUAUGUAAGCAAAACUUAAUAAAGCUCUUUGAACAAUUAUUUCAUUGAUUUUGUUUUUAUUAUUUCACUUUUUUACCUUUUGUUUGAAUUUUAGCAAAUUUUUCCUUAAUUUUCGUUUUCUAGACUGAAGAUGAAGACUUAUGUUAUUCUGUUCAACCACUUAUAUUUUCCAAUCAUCUUCAUUUGCAAACAGCGCGCGACCAUGCAAUACUUUUCUUUUCAAUUUUUAUUAUUUAUUUAUUUAUUCGACAAUAUCAACAUACGUAAUUGCGACAACCUGCCAAUGGUCCAUUAUUAAUUCGAAAUUAAACGUGAAAUACAUUUUUAUCGAAACAUCAUUCCGGCACCAAAUACACUAACUUAAGAUCAGUCAUCUUUCGUAAAUCGAAUUCCAUUGGUGAGUGUGGACGUGAAACUUAUAAUUCUAAAUGAAAGAAAAGCAAUGUUUUGAAGACAGUCUACAGAAAUAUGAUAACUUUGUUGAAAGGAAACAGGUAAUUUCGAUGGUAAUUUGCUGACAAGUGGGUUCAUGAAAGUAAUUCACGCAGUAAGUGCGCUUCAGAAUUUGAAUUUUGGGUGAAUCAGUAGAUGAACAAAUGAAUUGAAAAAGCAAAAAAAAAUCAACGCACUUUGAUAUGACAAUAUCGCGAAUCACCCAUUUACGAAGCUACGUUUGGUUUGUCUUUGACACUUUUAAUUUUGAAUUUUCAGCGGACUUGCUGCGUGAUUAGUAAUUUAUGCCAGCGAGUGAUAAAUUGUUUUUUAGGUACUAGAUGUGUAAAUUGUCAAUCGAGGCCGCAGGCCUAGUGUGACAAUACAAAUCGUAUCAAAACUAUUGUCAUUUGACUACGUUCUCUAGCAACAUCCAUAGCAGCUUUAUGUUUUUCAUGGAUACUGACCCGUAAUU